Molecule: messenger RNA, 1449 nt
Organism: Carcharodon carcharias (great white shark)
Lineage: Eukaryota; Metazoa; Chordata; Chondrichthyes; Lamniformes; Lamnidae
Gene: aven
Product: apoptosis, caspase activation inhibitor
Exons: 6
Coding region: 1-1107 (368 amino acids)
Biological process (GO): negative regulation of G2/M transition of mitotic cell cycle
Source: RefSeq, a predicted model, not a curated record
AUGGAGCACUCGGUGCGGCUCGAGCGGGGCCGCGGCCGCCGAGGAGGGAGAGGCUGGUCCCGGUCCCGGGGAGCGCGGGGCCCCGGGGAGAGGCCGCCGGAGCGGGAGCCGGAGCGGGAGCGGGAGCGGGAGAGGAGCGGCGGCGGAGGCGGCGGCGGCGGAGGCGGCGGCGGAGGAGGAGGUGGAGGAGGAGGCGGCCGGGGCUGGAGGGGGGCCCGAGGCCGAAGCCGAGGCUGGGCCCGGGCCCGGGGCCGGGGCCGGGGCCGGGGAGAGGCCGCGGGCUGGCGGCAGGAGAAGCUGCAGGAUGAAGAUGAUGUGGACAUUAAGGAAGAUUAUGAUCAACCAAAUGAAUUUUCUAGAAGACAAAUAGUUUCUAACUGGGAUAGAUACAAAACUGAAGAAAAGGAACUUGAAGAUAGUGAUGAACCUUCGCGAGGUACUGAUUUCAAUGUGCUGCUGAGUUCUGCAGGUGAUUCAUUUGCACAGUUCCGUUUUGCUGAAGAAAAGGAGUGGGAAGUAGAGGCUCCUUCCAGUAAACAGAUAUCACCCUUGUUUGUGGACUGCCAAUCCCUGGCUCAGGCCCUUCAGGAACUCCCACUCUACCUUAGACUGAAUGUGGAAGCUGAGUUGGUACAGAUAACACCCCCUGCUGAACUACCUCAGGUGACACUGAAGAGUGUGCAUGAUGGUCCAAGCAAAUUUAGCCAAUUUAGAGCUCAAGCAACAGGUCCCUCUGUGGCUGUGCAUACCAUCCCAGGCAGCUCUGUGUCUGAGGAUCCAGGCAAAGAUACCUUCAACCUCACGCUCACCCCAGUGACACAAGCACCCAAGGGUGCUCCUCCGGUACCGCAGCAAGCACCAGACAAGCUAGACGAAGAGCUGGAUUUUUUACUUCAACUAGAAACGCCUGUUGGCAAAAGUAAUGAUGUUUCCUUAAAGGGAACUCAGGAUGUAGAAGCUCUCUGUGAUCCUGAAACAGCAAAUACUUCAACCGACUCGUCUGGUGCCAAAGUGAUAGAUAAUACAAAUUCACAACCAGCAGAAACAGCGAAGAAGCUUGACCCUGAGGAGGAACUGGAAGAUUGGUUAGAUAGCAUGAUAUCGUAAUAUUGCCAUUACAGUCUUGCAAGUAUAUGAACGAGGACUAAAAACACAUUGACCCUAAACACAACGUGGCGUUAUCUUUUCUGCACACAGUAUGCAGUGGAACAAGAGCGGCUACAGUAUGUAUUUCAACAGUGUUCCAUUGCUGGAGUGUUAGAGAAAUAUUAACAAAUGUGUCUAAACAGUAUAUAUCAGGGUUUAUGCUUACACCUUGCUUGUGAAAUUCUGGUUGAAUGGCUUAGGUUCAGCAACCAAAUUCUAAUUCUAGUUGUAUGUGAAAGGCGAUUGCUGAGACAAGAUGUAAUAAAAACUGUAAAAUCCAUUAAUAAAAUGACCUGUUGCCGA